Messenger RNA from Photinus pyralis (common eastern firefly), 2591 nucleotides. RefSeq lists its product as uncharacterized. Bases 146 to 589 code for a protein of 147 amino acids. The transcript is spliced from 5 exons. The record is from RefSeq and is a predicted model, not a curated record. Lineage: Eukaryota; Metazoa; Arthropoda; Insecta; Coleoptera; Lampyridae.
ACGUGACAGUUCCGUCAGCUGUGGUGACUGUACGUAAGGGAAGGGAUUUCUUUUCCUUCUGGUUUUUAUGUUUGUCUAACAUUUAAAGUUUCUAAGACAGUGCCGAAAUCUGGAACGAAAAUUGUUCAAUUAAUUGUUAGAAAUUAUGUACAAUAUCAAAGGUCCUAGCAAAAUGGUGGCGAAAUCAGCAAGACGAGGAAUUUCACAAAAUGUUGACAACUUUAAACAUUGCAAAUCGUUAGAUAAUAAUGAUAAUGAAUUAAUAAAUGUUUCCAAACCAGUUUUCCAUAACACUUGCAAACGAAAUAUAUUAAAUAAACAAGAACAGAGUAUGCGAAUCACACCACAGCACGAGGAAAUUAUUAACUACAUACAAGACUCAUGGACCUUAGUACGCUCAGAUUUGGACGAAACCUGCUCAAAGAAAACCAAUAACAACUGUGACGGUAAUUGCACCGUAUUAUUCUACGAAGACGAUCCCUGCCCACAUUUGCAGGAUUUCAAACCGUUCGACUUGGAGAAUUGGUGGGGUAAACGAUUAUUUCACUCUAUAACUAAUUCCAUUAAUGGGAAGGUCGAUAAGACAUAAAAAAAAUGAAGAUUCUUACGCAUAUUUUUGUUAAUAGAUCGUCUGUGUAAUAUUAAAAAGUAUGUAACGUUAAGAAAAUUAUCGUAACUGAUCUAGAUGACGAAUUAAAUUUCAGGUGUAGAUAGUUAGUCAGUUGCUGAAGUGAUAUUUUAACGAAUCGUAACUACUAAAAUGAUUCUAAGGUUCAUGUUUUUUAAAAAAAAAAUUGUAGGUACGUAAUGAAAAAAGUCUUAGAUUGUGUGAAUAGUAUCAGUAGCAUAAUGUAACAAUUUUAGACAUUAAAUGCUAUUAAGUAGGUAUAGGAAGAGUGACCAGCAGACUCAAAAUAUAAAUCAUUUAGAUUUUCCUGUUUUAGAGAUCAAAUUUCUAUGUGUAAACUUCGAGAAAUCCACAUAAACCGUCUUUAUCAUGUAAGACCCUAAGAACCCUCUUAUGGGUGUCCUAAAUGACAGAUUGGAGAAUAGGUACUAUUUCUUUUUACACAAGCUUUUAUUUGGUGUAAUAUUGUUGCUGUUUAUUUUUAUAUAUAAAAGAGGAUCUGUUUAGGAUUGAGGGAUAAUAUCCUAAUAAUAUAAUCCUCGGAGUAAGAAAUAAAGAUAGAGAUGUUUUAGUGCUAUAUGCUAGCUUGCCAUCAUCUCUGGUCUUUACAAACAGUGCAGGAAGGAACUUGUAACAUUUCACGGGAUGAUUUUUAAAGGGAAUACAUACUGAUGCAUUUGGAAGGAUCUAUUUACUCGUAUAUUUCUACAGAAUGUAACUUCUGCAUUUUUGGCUCAUUUUAUAUUUUAAAGCUUAUGCGAUUAUGUUUAAUAAUGUAUCUGAACCCUUGGAAAUUACUAAUGUUUACCUUUCGUCCUCUCACUGUCAAACUUUGGGGUUAUGUUGGUGCAAAACAGGGUAAUUACUUUGGGCAGAACAAACGUUGGCGUUAUUACCUAUAGCGUACGCGUCCCCUAUCUUUAUUCCAUUCAGGCAAGCAAUAUACACAUACACAAUAUUCUUCAUGGGAUAAAUUCUCGUGGGUCGACCUCUUCAGGAAUGUUAGAAAGACUUUAAACAUAAAUCUCCCAAAACUCAUUCGACCAGCAUCUUGAUAGCAUAUUGAUAUAUGCUUAUUUUAUAGUCUAUUUUUAAAGAAAAAUGCUACCAGAGAGAAUGCUCCGUCUGCAUCUAACAACUGCCCAUUGCUUGAACAUCAGUGUUGUGUAGACUAAACUAUUUUUGCUCGUUGCUAUAAUUAUUAUCUGUACGUAGACAAAAAAACUAUAGAAAUAAUACAUUUUUACAUGCAGAGAGAAUACAAAUAGUUUACGGUUUGUGUCACUGUCUUGUAUAAAACAUUCAAGAUACAUGAAUCCUUUGAUAAUAAUCAAAGCGUGAAUCGUUUCCUUUAGCUGUUAACAGAGAUAUAAUAGACGUGGGUUUAAUACGUUCAAAUUAUGGCGACAAAACAAUGACGUCACAAGUGCAGCUUUCUAAACCGUAUUGAAUCGCAAUCGAUCGGUUUGACACUACAGGCUGGGGCAUUAGGAAUUUAACGCCCCAGGAUGAUCAUUGUAGACAACACCUUCGUGUUUAAACAUAUCAGUCACGUUGCCAGGAUUAAAUUCAUAAAGCUCUUCAUAUUCACAAAGUUGUUCGAAUCGAAUCUGUGCAUUCUGGCGACUGACAAAAAAUGACGUCACGAAUGAAAACGUUUGGAAAUCUUUUAAACCACUGUACGAACACGGUGAAUCACCAGAAAAUAGCUUCUCUCUAAGAAAUUUCAUUCGCAAAAGGGCAAUGAUACAUUUUUAUUACGUAAGCAUCUCAAAUGAUAAUCUGUCAUACUAUGGCUAAUACUUCCGUCUGUAUUCAUCACAAUGCCCACCACUAAACUUAUGGUGCGUUAAAAUGUAGCUUUGUUGUUUGUUCAUUUAUUGUAUUGUUAUUUUGUUUGUGAGUUCGAUUUUAUUUAAAACCAUUUGUCAUUUGGAGGAAAGUAUAAAAUAUUUGAUCACUC